GUGGCCCCUAUGCUAUUGCGCUCACAAAGAUCCCACCUCUUAAGGUCCCCAAAACACCGUACAUACCCCCUGAUCCUCUUCCAAACCCGAACAAGACAGAGUCGGAGCCAGAGCCAGAGAAGACACGAUGGCAACGCUUCAAGUCUUCGGCGGCGGCCCUACGACAACGCGGCAGAAAGCUCUUGAAGACGCCAGAAAAAUGGAAGAGGCAGUCCAAGAAGAGUGCGCAAAGUCAGGAAAGCCUCCACCAGGCUACAGACUCACCGAAUUGAUCGGCAAAGGGAGCUUCGGUCGCGUGUACAAAGCUAAUGACCUGCGGACCGCUCAAGUUGUAGCUGUCAAGAUCAUCGACGUUGACGAGAGUGAUACGUUGAACCCGAAACUCGCGGAUACUUACAGCGAGAUUCUCAAAGAAAUUAACGCCCUACAUCGUCUGAGCCAGUCUGGCGCGCAAAACAUCAAUCAUGUGAUCGAGGCCCUUCCUGUGGGCAAAGCUAUGUGGAUGGUUACUGAAUAUUGUGCUGGAGGAAGUGUUGCUACUCUGAUGAAACCGACUGCACCCGGCGGGUUGCAGGAAAAGUGGAUAAUUCCUAUUCUGCGUGAGGUUGCGGUAGCAAUUUACUGGGUUCAUAAGGAGGGGAUUAUUCAUCGUGAUAUUAAGUGUGCUAAUGUCUUAGUUACCGAAACUGGAGCGGUUCAGCUCUGCGAUUUUGGUGUUGCCGGUAUGAUGGAAACGAAGCUGGACAAGCGAUCGACCUUCAUCGGUACGCCGCAUUGGAUGGCUCCCGAAUUGUUUGACCAGAAUGCCCAGUACGGAACGGAGGUCGACAUAUGGGCCUUCGGUUCCAUGGUAUACGAAAUUGCCUCGGGGUUACCGCCCAAUGUUAGAGCCAACGUAGGCCUCCCCCAACUUGGAGAUUACCUUAGAGAACAUCUGCCGCGCCUUGACGGAGAUCAGUACUCAGACCAGCUUAAAGAUCUCGUCGCUUUUUGUCUCGAAGAAAACCCUUCCAAACGUCCUUCCAUUGAACGAGUCCAACAACAUCCGUAUAUCUUCAACACCAGUUCUAGAUAUCCUGCUUCAUCCCUUUCAAACCUCGUAAAAGCCUUUAAGCUCUGGGAAGAGCGUGGCGGCAGUAGGAAGUCUCUCUUUGGUGCUGGAGGCGCGCAAGCUCCAACCGAUCUAGGCUCGACUUCGUUAGCGACGGACGAGUGGAACUUCUCUACCACCCUCGCUUUUGACGAACAACUCCAUGAUGACUCUGACGGUAGAUCCGACGCCGAGGCUGUCCGUGAUGUCUAUGGUUCGGCCGUCGAUUUCCCCAGCACAUUUGGUGAAGAUACUGCACGACCGAAGGCUUUAGUCAAGGGCCGACGUCGACCACCUCCACAAGCCCUAGCGGCAACGAAAGUCAAAGCCCCCCUUGAAAAAGUCUUUGAUCCAAACACCAUAUCCAAUUACGAUGAAAACUCUCGCAUGUACUACGGCCGACUUGCACCACCAUCAGAACCACCAAUGACGAAUGAGCUUCCUGCAUCUGACCUCCCACUACGUGAUGACUCACUCCACGCAACACUUCGUGAGUCGUUAAUCGACCUUGACGCGUCUCUUGGCGGUGGUGAUCUCUCAAACUUCGUUGACAUGGGCACGAUAAGGCCGGGCCCACAACCACAACCGCAGCCACCACAGCCAAGACCAGGACCACGAGCUUCAAUGGACAAUAACUGGUCUUUCUCGUCAGCUACCGAAUCUUCUACGCAUGACAGAGCGCCACUCAGCGACCCCGCGGAUAUGAACGGCCGACACAACGCUCCAGACUGGUCAUGGCCUACCAGCAUCCCUCCGGCCUCCGCCAACCCCGAGAUUUCCCAUUUCACAUUCAACGAAGACCGCACCCCCGAUAUCUUCCCCGAAGGGCGCCCGCGACUCCAGCACCAUCCCACGGAGCCCAUCGGCCUACCGUCCCAGGGGUAUGACGUGCAGAGCACGAGCACGUCGAACGACCGCAUGUCGAUGACGAGCCUCAUCGACCUGGACAUGAGCAUGCCGGAGCCGAACCUGCCGGAGCUCACGCGGCCCUCGACGGCGAACUCGGACGGGUCCGAGUUCUCCACCCAGAUCAGCAGCAAGAUCGCCGACGUGACCGAGGUCCAGGUGCACCCGCAUGACCCGAUGAUGGCGGGACAGCAGCCGCACCAGCACCAGCACCAGCAGACGGGCAGCGACUACACGAUCGCGUCGUCCGAGACGUAUGUUAACGACCCGCGCGCCGACGGCUCGCACUCCCACCUCCCGCCCAUACCGCCGCCGUCCGGAAGCGUCAUGGAGGCGCGCGCUACGGCUGGCGACGUGGCGAAUGAGAUGAGGCGUCUUAUUGGGAGCUUGGGGGAUCACUUGUCGAUUAUUGGGGAGCAGGUCGCUACUAUGGAGCCUAGGAGGGCGGGGAGGAGUUAUGAGGGUGCUGAGUAGUCUUGCUGGUGGUGUGGUUGGGGAAGGGAGGAGUGGUGGAGGUGGAGG
Molecule: messenger RNA, 2518 nt
Organism: Annulohypoxylon truncatum
Lineage: Eukaryota; Fungi; Ascomycota; Sordariomycetes; Xylariales; Hypoxylaceae
Product: kinase-like protein
Exons: 3
Coding region: 128-2470 (780 amino acids)
Biological process (GO): protein phosphorylation
Molecular function (GO): protein kinase activity; ATP binding
Source: RefSeq, a predicted model, not a curated record